This is a messenger RNA of Rhinichthys klamathensis goyatoka, 3960 nucleotides long. RefSeq lists its product as uncharacterized. NCBI's taxonomy places the organism in Eukaryota, Metazoa, Chordata, Actinopteri, Cypriniformes, Leuciscidae. The record is from RefSeq and is a predicted model, not a curated record. The transcript is spliced from 11 exons. The annotation marks the transcript as partial.
AUGAUCCUCCUAAACUCGACUGGCCUGCGGUCAGAACAUCCACAUCACUGCAUCAACACUGAACCUGCAAGCCUGAGAGACUCACAGGAUCACACAGAACCGGUCUGGUCUGGUCUGGUCUGGUGUGGUGUGGUGUGGUGUGGUCUGGUCUGGUUUGGUCAGGUGUGGUGUGGUCUGGUCAGGUGUGGUGUGGUGUGGUGUGGUGGGGUCUGGUCUGGUCAGGUGUGGUGUGGUGUGGUCUGGUCUGGUCAGGUGUGGUGUGGUGUGGUGUGGUCUGGUCUGGUUUGGUCAGGUGUGGUGUGGUCUGGUCUGGUUUGGUCAGGUGUGGUGUGGUCUGGUCAGGUGUGGUGUGGUGUGGUGUGGUGUGGUCUGGUCUGGUUUGGUCAGGUGUGGUGUGGUCUGGUCAGGUGUGGUGUGGUGUGGUGUGGUGGGGUCUGGUCUGGUUUGGUCAGGUGUGGUGUGGUCUGGUCAGGUGUGGUGUGGUCUGGUCUGGUCAGGUCUGGUGUGGUCUGGUCUGGUCAGGUGUGGUGUGGUCUGGUGUGGUGGGGUCUGGUCUGGUCAGGUCUGGUGUGGUCUGGUCUGGACCGUCACAAUGUGCCUUUUUGGUCUGGUCUGGUCUGGUCAGGUGUGGUGUGGUGUGGUGUGGUGGGGUCUGGUCUGGUUUGGUCAGGUGUGGUGUGGUCUGGUCAGGUGUGGUGUGGUCUGGUCAGGUGUGGUCUGGUCUGGUCAGGUGUGGUCUGGUCUGGUCAGGUGUGGUGUGGUCUGGUCUGGUCAGGUCUGGUGUGGUCUGGUCAGGUGUGGUGUGGUCUGGUGUGGUGGGGUCUGGUCUGGUCAGGUGUGGUGUGGUCUGGUCAGGUGUGGUCUGGUCUGGUCAGGUGUGGUGUGGUGUGGUGUGGUCUGGUCUGGUCAGGUGUGGUGUGGUCUGGUCAGGUGUGGUCUGGUCAGGUCUGGUCUGGUCAGGUCUGGUGUGGUCUGGUGUGGUGUGGUCUGGUCUGGUCUGGUCAGGUGUGGUGUGGUCUAGUGUGGUUUAGUCUGGUUUGGUCUGGUCAGGUCUGGUGUGGUCUGGUCUGGUCAGGUGUGGUGUGGUCAGGUCUGGUGUGGUCUGGUGUGGUGUGGUGUGGUCUGGUCUGGUCUGGUCAGGUGUGGUGUGGUCUGGUCUGGUCUGGUCUGGUGUGGUGUGGUGUGGUCUGGUGUGGUGUGGUGUGGUGUGGUGUGGUGUGGUGUGGUAGGGUAGGGUCUGGUCUGGUCUGGUGUGGUGUGGUCUGGUCAGGUCUGGUGUGGUCUGGUCAGGUGUGGUCUGGUCUGGUCUGGUCAGGUCUGGUGUGGUGUGGUCUGGUCUGGUGUGGUCUGGUCUGGUCAGGUGUGGUGUGGUCUGGUCAGGUGUGGUUUAGUCUGGUCUGGUCUGGUCAGGUAUGGUCUGGUCAGGUCUGGUGUGGUUUGGUCUAGUGUGGUUUAGUCUGGUUUGGUCUGGUCUGGUCAGGUCUGGUGUGGUCUGGUCUGGUCAGGUGUGGUUUAGUCUGGUCAGGUCUGGUCUGGUCUGGUGUGGUGUGGUCUAGUGUGGUUUAGUCUGGUUUGGUCUGGUCUGGUCAGGUCUGGUGUGGUCUGGUCUCAUCAGGUGUGGUUUAGUCUGGUCUGGUGUGGUUAGGUCUUGUGUGGUGUGGUCUAGUGUGGUUUAGUCUGGUUUGGUCUGGUCUGGUCAGGUCUGGUGUGGUCUGGUCUGGUCAGGUGUGGUGUGGUCUGGUCAGGUGUGGUGUGGUCUGGUCAGGUGUGGUCUGGUCUGGUCAGGUCUGGUCAGGUCUGGUGUGGUGUGGUCUAGUGUGGUUUAGUCUGGUUUGGUCUGGUCUGGUCAGGUCUGGUGUGGUCUGGUCUGGUCAGGUGUGGUGUGGUGUGGUCUGGUGUGGUCUGGUCUGGUCAGGUGUGGUGUGGUCUGGUCAGGUGUGGUUUAGUCUGGUCUGGUCUGGUCUGGUCAGGUCUGGUCUGGUCAGGUCUGGUGUGGUCUAGUGUGGUUUAGUCUGGUUUGGUCUGGUCUGGUCAGGUCUGGUGUGGUGUGGUCAGGUCUGGUGUGGUCUGGUGUGGUCUGGUGUGGUGUGGUGUGGUGUGGUGUGGUGUGGUGUGGUGUGGUGUUGUAGGGUCUGGUCUGGUCUGGUCUGGUCAGGUCAGGUGUGGUGUGGUCUGGUCAGGUUUGGUUUAGUCUGGUCAGGUGUGGUGUGGUCUGGUCAGGUGUGGUGUGGUCUGGUCAGGUGUGGUCUGGUCUGGUCUGGUCAGGUCUGGUCUGGUCUGGUCUGGUCAGGUCUGGUGUGGUGUGGUCUGGUGUGGUGUGGUCUGGUCUGGUCAGGUGUGGUGUGGUCUGGUCAGGUGUGGUUUAGUCAGGUCUGGUCUGGUCAGGUCUGGUGUGGUGUGGUGUGGUCAGGUCUGGUGUGGUGUGGUCUGGUCUGGUGUGGUCUGGUCUGGUCAGGUGUGGUGUGGUCUGGUCAGGUGUGGUUUAGUCUGGUCUGGUGUGGUCUGGUCAGGUCUGGUCUGGUCUGGUGUGGUCAGGUCUGGUGUGGUCUGGUGUGGUGUGGUCUGGUCUGGUCUGGUCUGGUCUGGUCAGGUGUGGUGUGGUCUGGUCUGGUGUGGUGUGGUGUGGUUUGGUCAGGUCUGGUCUGGUCUGGUCUGGUGUGGUGUGGUUUAAUCUGGUCUGGUCUGGUCUGGUGUGGUCAGAUCUGGUGUGGUCUGGUGUGGUGUGGUCAGGUCUGGUGUGGUCUGGUGUGGUGUGGUGUGGUCUAGUCUGGUCUGGUCUGGUCCGGUGUGGUGUGGUCUGGUCUGGUCUGGUCUGGUGUGGUGUGGUGUGGUCAGGUCUGGUGUGGUCUGGUGUGGUCUGGUCUGGUGUGGUCUGGUGUGGUCUGGUCUGGUCUGGUCUGGUGUGGUGUGGUCUGGUCAGGUGUGGUCUGGUCAGGUCAGGUGUGGUGUGGUGUGGUGUGGUGUGGUCUGGUGUGGUCUGGUCUGGUGUGGUUUAGUCUGGUCUGGUCAGGUCUGGUCAGGUGUGGUUUAGUCUGGUCUGGUGUGGUCUGGUCUGGUCUGGUCUGGUGUGGUGUGGUGUGGUCUGGUCUGGUCUGGUGUGGUCUGGUCUGGUCUGGUGUGGUGUGGUCUGGUCUGGUGUGGUCUGGUCUGGUGUGGUGUGGUUUAAUCUGGUCUGGUCUGGUCUGGUGUGGUCAGGUCUGGUGUGGUCUGGUGUGGUGUGGUCAGGUCUGGUGUGGUCUGGUGUGGUGUGGUCUGGUCUGGUCAGGUGUGGUGUGAUCUGGUCUGGUCUGGUCUGGUGUGUCAGGUGUGGUCUGGUCAGGUGUGGUCUGGUCAGGUGUGGUCUGGUCUGGUGUGGUCUGGUCUGGUCAGGUCUGGUCUGGUCUGGUCUGGUUUGGUCAGGUCUGGUGUGGUUUAGUCUGGUCAGGUCUGGUGUGGUGUGGUCUAGUGUGGUUUAGUCUGGUUUGGUCAGGUCUGGUGUGGUCUGGUCUGGUCAGGUGUGGUUUAGUCUGGUCUGGUCAGGUCUGGUCUGGUCUGGUGUGGUGUGUUCUAGUGUGGUUUAGUCUGGUUUGGUGUGGUUUAGUCUGGUUUGGUCUGGUCUGGUCAGGUCUUGUGUGGUGUGGUCUAGUGUGGUUUAGCCUGGUUUGGUCUGGUCUGGUCAGGUCUGGUGUGGUCUGGUCUGGUCAGGUGUGGUUUAGUCUGGUCUGGUCUGGUCUGGUCUGGUCAGGUCUGGUCUGGUCUGGUGUGGUGUGGUCUAGUGUGGUUUAGUCUGGUUUGGUCUGGUCUGGUCAGGUCUGGUGUGGUCUGGUCUGGUCAGGUGUGGUUUAGUCUGGUCUGGUCUGGUCAGGUCUGGUGUGGUCAGGUCUUGUGUGGUGUGGUCUAGUGUGGUUUAGUCUGGUUUGGUCUGGUCUGGUCAGGUCUGGUGUGGUCUGGUCAGGUGUGGUGUGGUCUGGUCAGGUGUGG